AGACACACCGAUACAACAAAAUCUGGUCUCAGCUUCAAUAGCCAUAGUAUUUGGGCUUCUUGGCUCCUUUGUUCAAUCCAUUAUACCCACCUCGCCUGGGCCAUCGCAAGACUGCUACAACCGGAUCUUUGACCUGCAGGCUUCCGACAAGCCCUGCCGACAGACCUUGGUUACGGUCGAUCACCACAAACACAACAAGCAUGGACUCCAUGAGGAGUCUGAAUACAUCUCUUCCCGGCACUACUCCAGCCAAGCAGCAGAUGGGAGAGCCUUCCGAGCAGCUUCUUACAGCCUUCAAGGCCGCUGCCUUGUCCGUCACGAACCUCUAUAAAAGCGCCGCAGCAGAUCAGGGAAGGGCACGAGCAGAAGGCUACCAAGAUGCGUUAGAUGAACUCCUGGCGUUCCUAGACAAAGAAGACAUUGGUUUGAGUGAUGGGGAAGGAUGGAGGAUUCGACGAUGGGCCACAGAAAGACUGGACGGUCGAGACUCGAUAUCUCAGCACAUGGAGAGCGACGAUGAGAAUUCGGAGAAGCUAGAGCGAGGAUCAUCCCCCAUCCUUCAAAGAUCACAAAGUGCCACUCGAUUAUCUUCUGCAUCGAGGCCGGCCAGGACAGCAUCUCCAGCACGAACAGAAUCUGCGCCGCCACCUACAGUCAUCACGCCAAUUACCGAAGAGGGACCUGUCAAUUUUGUUCCUCCCCAAAGCACUUUCACAUUCCGAUCAUCGCAUUCGUAUCCUCAGGAUGCAGAUAUUAUCCUGUCAGACCUCGAAAUUGCAGACAAUGCUCGAGCUCAAAGUCAUGACGGCUCUGUCACGUCACACGCUUCAAAUACUGCGUCGUCGGGCAUCACAAUUACCCGGCCUUCACGAACAAGACACAAUAACCACUCAGCACGGAUCAAUUCCAGGAAUACGGCUUCGAUAGGCAGAGGUGCGGGGCAGAAACGCAAGAUCAACUUUGGAGAAUUUUUCGAUAUUGGAAAUUUGGGCAAGGAUGGCUUUGGUGGGGGUGGAAAGCGAGGAAGAUUCGCAUAGCGAUCCACAUUUUGUCUCCCGUUCUGCGAUACCCAGUGGUGCAUCACCACCCUGCUGUUUAUUGGGAGCUUUUGUUGUCACAUUCUGGUAGCAUUUAAGGAGCAUCAGCGAUAUUUUACUCCUCACGGAACGAUGAUUCACGACACAUUUGCAGAGACUUGGGAUCGGUUGCUGGGUCAUGGUCGGUGCGUUAGACAGCAUUGCAAGGCGUCAGACACCUGGGGGUAGAGGAUUUGGUCAAGUCCAUCCAAGUUUGUGAACUGGCCUGGUAAUCUAACAAUAAAUUCGGAUUUCCUGAA
Molecule: messenger RNA, 1336 nt
Organism: Hyaloscypha bicolor E
Lineage: Eukaryota; Fungi; Ascomycota; Leotiomycetes; Helotiales; Hyaloscyphaceae
Exons: 1
Coding region: 201-1037 (278 amino acids)
Source: RefSeq, a predicted model, not a curated record